AUGGUGAAAAAAACUUCAGCUACUUGGUCACAAAAUUCAAAACAAGCAAUUUUGAAUUUUGGACGUCCAAUUGCAUAUUGUGAAACAGAUUAUUUGGCACGUACUGCACUCUAUAACCGACCUAUUUGGCAAUGUGAGAUAACGGGUAAACAAGCACUUACUUAUAAAGAAGCACUUGAUAGCGAGAACACGCAUAGAGAAGCGUUACAUGAAAAGUUCCCGGAGGGUUUGAAACGUCAAAUAUUGGAGUUUGUUCAAUUUCGUGGCUCUAAGUCUCGCAAAGCCGUGUCUUCGCAAAUUACCUAUCGUGUACAAAUGUUAGACGAAGGCGGAAACGCAUUGAGGCAAAAAAGUAGUAAGAAAUACAUAACCAAGACCUUGAUUGGAGGCGAAGCCAUGAGCCGCGUAGAUAAAUUAUCAUUUACCAAGACUCUUAUUCGUCAGUUCAUUAAAGAGUCUGCAACUAAGAGUACAUAUGUCCGCGCGCCGUGGUUAAUAAAGUUACCGGAAGACUUACAGAAAGCCAAAGAUAAAGCUAUCGAAAAAAGCAAAAAACGAAAGAAAUCAAAGACCAAUAAAGGAACUAGUAGUAAUGUACGAGAUUCAAAGAAACAAGAAUCUGCAUCCGCGGAUCAAUUACUCUUCAAAGGCAAAAAACGUCAAAUAACACCUCGUAAUGCCGCUGUUAGAGAUAAUAUGAAGAAUGAGUCCGAUAGUGAUCCAGCACAAACAGACCAAGCUAAUGAUGAAAGCACAACAGGUUCAACAUGGGAAAUCUUAAAUGAAUUAGGGAAAAGAUGGGAUAAAAGAAUCAUAUCUCCUGGUGAUGGGCGGAGAGCUGAUUCAGAUGAAGACUUUGAAGAAAGUUACGCGACCCUUGAAGUACUGGAUAAAUUGCAAAUAUUGAACUUUUUAGUUAACAUUACGACAAAGACUACCGUCAUUCAUGAUUACAUCGAUCGAUGUACAGAAAAAUUAGUAGAGCUGAACAAAGAAAAAAAUGACCUUAUCAAAGAGAAACGACAAGAGGAACAAAUUGAAAAGGACAAGCGAAAAUAUGCGUUGCCACGAAUCUUACCCUUGGGGCGUGAUCGUUUCUAUAAUAAAUAUUAUUAUACUGACUGCAUAGGUGCCGCAGUCGGUGAAAAAUAUGGAACGGGGAGGAUUUUUGUAGAGACACCAAGUACUUAUGAUUUGCAAAUAAUGACAGAGAAAGAAGAACAACGGUUCAACAAAAGACGGAAAGUUGAGGAAAUCUCUUUUGGCUCAGGCUCUGACAAUCAAACGAAAUGGGGUUAUUAUGAAGAUAUAAACCAGGUUUGUUUUAAAUUGUGUUGGUAA
Racocetra fulgida is the source of this 1341-nucleotide messenger RNA. The record is from the annotation of a GenBank genome assembly. NCBI's taxonomy places the organism in Eukaryota, Fungi, Glomeromycota, Glomeromycetes, Diversisporales, Gigasporaceae.